Messenger RNA from Dicrocoelium dendriticum, 360 nucleotides. The record is from the annotation of a GenBank genome assembly. Lineage: Eukaryota; Metazoa; Platyhelminthes; Trematoda; Plagiorchiida; Dicrocoeliidae.
AUGAGCUUAGCACAGCGCAUAUUGCACACACCAGCUACAUUUUAUGAGCCUAUCACAGCGAGCGCGGGUCUGAGACACAAGAACCCCCUUUUAGACGUUCAACACGACGAGCUAGACGAUUGCGGCUUUGAGCACAACAUACCACAGAUCUCUUAUGCGAGGCGUGAUCACCUAGAACGUGAACACACACCUGCAUCUCGAUUGAAUACACUAGACCUCGAGCACGUGGUAUAUAUGGAUCUCUCACGUGUAGAUCUGCAGCGAAUGGGUGUCCACACUCAAGAUACCUCAGCCCUCAGUACUUUACGCACAUCACUCCUCCCAGUCUCAGGAAAGGAAGAUCCAAACGAUCAUUUGUGA